GGGUGUGCCAGCGUCGAGAGCUGACGUCCGCGUGUUCGCUCUUCUCUUCUCUCUCACGCCAUCGUUGUUCAAUCAAAUCCCUUCAGGAGAAAUUUGCCUUCGGUAUCAUUUCAGUUCUUUCCUCGUGGGAAAAAAGAAAGAAGCAAAUCGAUUGGAUUUUUUUACUCGGAAAGUGUGAACGAUAUUUUUUCGGUAGAAAUUGAACGUUCUGAAAAGCCAAUGUACUAACUUGCACAAAUAUAUCAAAAAGGAAUUCGAGGAGAUCGGAGUCAAGAAUCAGGUGAAAAGAGACAGUCCUUCAAGACAGGCCCUCAGGUUUCAUAUACAAAAUAGGGUAAAUCAGUAUUCGUAUGUAUAAGUAAGCCCAUAUCAAUACUUACCCGUAGGUUGCUUCGCCAACCUAUACUGAUAUCAAAAGAUUACGAGUCAAUGAAAUAAUCAGUUGUCUAUUUGUAAGUUUGAUCGCUGUUUAAUUACUGUUGCAUACUAUAUAUUUAUAGGUUGUGUCAGCUGCCUAUAAUACAUAUAUACAUAUAAAAUAUCAAAAUAGUUAUAUCCUCAGUUGAUAUCAAAAGCCUUUUAAUCAAAGUUGACCCAGUGCGUCAGUUUGGCUCUUUCCGGGAAAAAGGAAAGACGAACAUUCUGAAAGUUCUUUUGAAAGAAGCCACCACCACCACCACAACAAAAGCAUGAUGGAAGCAAUGAGUCCAUCCCAGGCCGCUGGGGUCGUGGCACUGCCGGAGAACACGACAGCCGAUGCCCUCCACCAGGAGCGAAUGGAAUACAUCAGACAGUUGGUGCAGGAGCGAGAAGCCCUGGCCAACUCCCCCGGCUGCGACGUCGCCAGGAGACUCAUUGAGCAAGAACUGGAACGCGUCCAGAGCGGGAAACGCAGCGAAGAAAAACGGGCGGUGGAAGUGACCAAAGAAAAGUCCAUCAAGGUGACAGUCAAGGUCCUUGUACCGGUGAGGGAGCACCCUAAGUUCAACUUCGUCGGGAAGCUCUUGGGCCCAAAGGGCAACUCCCUGAAGCGCCUGCAGGAGGAGACGAUGACGAAGAUGGCCAUCCUGGGCAGGGGCUCCUUUCGGGACAAGGCCAAAGAGGAGGAGCUGCGGAAGAACCCGGACCCGAAGUACGGCCACCUCCAGGAGGAUCUCCACGUCGAGGUCACCGCCCACGCCCCGCCCGCCGAGGCCUACGCCCGCAUUGCCUACGCCCUCACGGAGAUACGGCGCUACCUGGUGCCGGACCACAACGACGAGAUCCGGCAGGAACAGAUGCGUGAGAUGCAGGUGUUGAACGGCCGCACGGGCAUCGCUGGGGAGGGCGGAGAUACCCACACAGACACCUCGGGGUCUCUCUCCCCCCCGAAUUCCCUGUCGCCCCCUCCCCCCGCCCCCGUCAAGCUUCCAGCUGCACAGAUGGCCGCUGCCCACGCAGCUGCUGCCGUGGCGCCCCCAGUUGCACAUACCCUCCUCACACACCCUGCCAUGAGGGGCCUGACCCGGGCACAGAUGGGCCUCAUGACUACAGUUCCCAACAUCGCCGCACCGGGAGUUCCAGGAGCCAUGCUAGGCCGCUUCCCCACGCUCCUCCCCCUGGGAUCUGUGGCGCCCUUGGGACAACAGGCUGCUCGCAGUGCACAUAUUUAUGUAAACAAUCCGGAGAGCGUAGAAUAUUACAAGCAAGCUUCCACAGCAUGUAGUAAUCGGAUGACUGCCUUGGAUCUUCUAAGCAAGGGCAGGGAUCCCAAUGGCGAACCUUUAUUGCUGCCAACUCCUUCGGCCGCUACAGCACCACCCACCAUAACUCCGCCCACCAUUACAACUACACCCUACUUGCCUCCUGAUCAGUACACGGGGUACAGCUUGACUGUGGGUAUGCCGCUCUACGAGGACUACACUGAAGUAGCAAAUUUACAAACAGAAUAUGACCCAACAUCAGUGGUCAAUGGACACUCGAAUGGAAAACGGCGAAAGCUGGACGAUGACCACAUUCCACAGCAGACAAAGAUAUCUGGUAUCAGUUGGUUUCAGUGUUAACAAUCAUAUAGCAGCAGCGACAUGCGAGAUGGAGCUUUGAAGAAGGCUGGUGCAGCAAAGGUGGCAAACUGUGGUCACUUCCGCCACGAGCCGUAUAUACUACGUAGGCCUAAUAUAGCCUUACCAUCACUGUUCCAUCUUCACAAAUAAGGAGAGAUCUCUAAUGCCAUGGAGUGAAGAAGAUUAUGAAAUAGGGAAGAAGAGAGGGAAAAAAGAGAGCUUCGUUAUAUAUAUAUCUUUUUGCACAUAAAUCCCUAAAAUCUUCCCACGCCCCCAACCCCCCACAAGGUGUCACUUUCCUUAGACAAAGUCUUUGACGACAAGCUUUUGAAGUGAAGUAUCUGCCUAUCUCUUUCUCUCACAUGGAGGAGGAGGAGGAGGAGAAGAGAGAAGAGAGAGAGCCACCAAGGAAAAAAUGAUGGUUGAAAAUUGACUGAGAAAACUAUGUUCCAGCAUUUUUCUUUUUUGUGAGUUCAACCGUUGGACCCUGAAAGGGACACGAGAAGAAAAAGAAGAAGAAGAAGAAGAAGAAGAAGUGGUGUUGUAGUCGAUUAUCCUGUUUUAAUUCUUUCUGUCUACGUACAUUUUUUGUGAUGGAGGUUGUUCCAAAGUGACCACGAUCAUAUAUAGUAUUUAUCUUCAUACUUUUAAUGUUUGUAGUCUCUCACAUGAUUUGUUUUUUAGUGUUGACAGAACAGCGCACGUUAUGGAUUUUGCUUUGUAAUCUGAUAGUCAAGUGUGUAUUAUUUUAAUUUGCUUUGCCCUGGCUGUUGAUGAUGAUGACGACGGUAACUACUGAUUGUUUCUGCUGUGGGGUCCUUCAGAUUUAAGUUUUUAAAAAUAAUUCACAUUCUGGUGAUAACAGAAUGAUAUAAUGGCAAUCUGAAUUCAUUUCCGAUUCAUUUCUCAAUAUUUUCACUGGAAUGCUGCCUUCCACCACCAUCAUGUUGCGACAACAGGGAAGGACCUGCAAAAAUACAUUUCAAUCUCGCGCGCGCGCGCGCCCUCUGUCUUGUGCUGCAUUUUGUGCUGAUGCUGCGAAAUGGAAUUUAUAAUUAUGUAGUGGUAAGUUACAUUCACCCCUCCCCUGAAAUUUUCCGUGUAGUCUACGUAUUUCACUUAGAUGUUUUCGACCACUUCCCAGACAAAGAGGCAUCAAAAUGAACUUCAAAAAGAGUCUUGCAGAAGUCUUUCAAGGUAAUAUACAGGAAGUAUGUGAGAAACAAUGAUGUUUACAAUAGAAAUAAAGGGAGAUUUAGCUAAGCAUGUUAGUGAAUACCAUUAGCUUUAAAAGAUACUUGAAAAAAAUGUUAUCACAGUUAGCAAUCAUUUUAGAUCUUACAAGAAAUGUAGGCUGUAGCGUAGGGUUUAUUAGUCGUAGAUGGAAUAGAGAAACAAAAUAAAAAUAAAAAAACGUUUCUCCUUUCGCAGUUCCUCCAUUUUAGGACUGAGAAACUUUCUUGAGUUUGCUGUGAGGAAACGGAGGAAACUUUUUUUUUUUCUUAGCGUUGCGCUUAGGAGUUUUGAGAAUCUUUGUUUAGCGAGUGGGUAAGAUAAAAAUGUUUUAAAAAGUUUGUUAAGCCAAUGGUAUGUGGAAGAAGGUUAGAGAAAUGAGCACCGUUGUUGGUUUUGCUAAGCAGUGAACAGACAAGACUUGCUAAAAUCUAAUGCCACGUUUGUCUUUCUGAGUUCUGUGUUUCUGUUGUAAAUAUAAUUUGAUGUACACUGUUAAUUACAUGAAGCCUUAAGAGUGUGUCUGUGCACAGACAUGAACAAAACAAGAUACAGUUGCAAGUAUGUGACUUCAGGUUUAUGAAUAUUUGUUACAAUAGUAUGAUAAGACAUUGUGAAGUUCUGAAGUUCGUAUACAUAUGUAUAACUUUUAGGGUUCUGUACGAGAGAGAGAACGAGACGUUGUGCAUGACUUUUCUAGUCAUGGGAUUCGGUGGUGGUGGUGGUGAUUUCGACUCGAAGUUUUUUGUUAAUUUUUUUUCUUUUUUUGCAAGAGCAUGAACUUAAAUAAAACGCGAAACGUUGGCAAACUUGGCUUCAGAGCUUUUGACCACUUAAAAAUAUUUGAUAUAUCAAAUAAUGUAUUUGAAGACAAAGUAAACAUAUCGUAUAUUUUCACUAUGAGAUGUAGAUUAGAGAAGUAGAUGGAUUUGAUACUUUUUAAUGCUGAGCGUUGGCAAAUAUAAAAAAAAAACUAUUAAUGCUUUUCUUCAAGGAGAGGCCAGAAUCAAAUUUACCAGUGCUCACGAAGAAUGACGUUGCUCGCUUUUUAUGGUAGGGCGAAUAAUAUUUCUAAAUUCGCGUAUACCAAAAAAGUCGCUUCAGAACCAAAUGGAAAAUAAUAUAUAUAUUAUUAUAAUAAUAAUAAUAAUUAAGGUUUUAUCGUCAGAUGUUGAAUAAGAUGUGUUUUUAUGUUGCUUCGGUGUUGUGUUUCAUCAUACACCAGUCAUAUCUCUCAUAUGUUUUUUGGUCUUCUUUAUGUAUAAAAAAAAAGAAAAAGGAUACAAAAAAAACCUUCAUAAUAUUCUCUUGGCUACUUCUACUACUCCUACUACCACUUCACGACUCCUCUUGUAUGUUUGUAUAUAAUACAAAUUGAUUUUAACUUUAUUUUUCAAUAUAUUUUAUUAAUGUUGAUGUAUACAAAGAUUUUUAAAAAAAGCUGGGAUAUGGGCCACAAAUGAGAAAUGACGAGGCAUCUUUAGUCAACCCUUUCUCUUUCAUCCCAUUUUCCCCCUCGGUGGAGAUAUGUUCUCAAGUAGCUAUUUCGAUGCAGGAAGAAGGAGGAGGAGGAGGAAGAUAUUGAUGAUAAAAGCCAUUUACAAUAUUGAAUCAAAAAGGUCAGUAUAUGAUGCAGCCUUAGCCGUAGAUUUCAUCGUUUAUUGAAUAGUAAUAACUAUACUUACUAUUACAGACAGUCCCCGGGUUACGACGGGGGUUCCGUUCUUGAGAUGCGUCGUAAGCCGAAAAUCGUCGUGAGCCGGAACAUCGUCAAAAAUCCUAAGAAAACCUUCUUUUAAUGCGUUGGGUGCAUUCAAAACUAUGUAAACUGCAUUCUUAUUGCAUUUUUCAUAAAAAAAAUUCAAAUAUUGAUUAUUUUGCAUUUUUGGUGUCGUAUUUCUUCUGCCAGAUCAGCGUUGUAGGCAUCGUAACCCUGGAAAUAAUUUCCGAUUAAUAUAAUUCAAAAGCGCCUUAACCUCGGAACAUCAAAAGCCGAACCGGUCGUAACCCGGGGACUGCCUGUACUACUCCUCUACCACUACUACUACUACUACUACCAAUCCUUCCGCUGUCGUUACUCCUAUUAUUAUCGCUACUACCUUGACUGUUAUUGAUCAUUAUUAUGAGUAAUUAUUAUUAUUACUGUUAUGAAUAUUGUCUCUAUAGAUGAGCAGAGAACUUUUUUUUUUUUUUUUACUUUACUGUACAGCUGGAAAGAUAAUCUUGUAUGAACACACGAGUACUACAUCUUUAUUUAAGACCGACUGCAUUUUUUAAUAUUCAGUCGACUCUAAAAUCAGAACAAUCAAAUCAUUCAAAAAAACAAAAAUAAAAAUACCAUUUACUAUUUUUAUACUACGAUGAUCAUACCAAAAAAACCAGGGGCUAUAUAUAUAUAUAAUAUAUCUUUUUAAGAUAAAAUACUACUACCUUUUAAAUGAAUUUCCAUAAACCUUCAUUCAUUACAGGUAUUACUAUAUUAUUAAUAAUAUAAUUAGUAGCUGGGCUGAUGAGACCCAAUAUCAAAACGCGUUUUUGAAUUGCCAACUUUUGGAGAUUUUCCUCAGGAAAGAUUAUCAUUCAUUUUUAUAUAAAGGACGUUUUGCAAUCAAGUGUGGCUGUCACAAGGAAGGGGUUUGUUUUUCCCAACAAACAGCCACCUGCCCCACCCACCCCCCUCCCCCCAAAAAAUCAUCAAGCGGUUGACGACAUUACAGGUGAUAAGUUCAUAUCAAAAGAAAGCGACAAUGACUGAAGAUGAAAUCAUAAGAUAAUAUACUGCUACACUAUCACUUUUAUAUAUAUAUAUAUUUAAAAAAACAUGUUUUUGUUAAGAUUCAAAUAUAACUUAUAUACUUUUUACUGCACAAUGUGAGUGUGUAUUUUCGCACUUUUAUUUAUGAAUAAUAAACUACCAAAAAAAAUGAAUAGCUGUUCAAUCAAUGUUGUUUUACAUUCCAAGAAACUUAUUAUAUAUGGUGAGUAUUGUCAUGUUUGUGUUCCAUAUGAGAUGUACUUGAAAAUAAUUAUACGAAGUUGACCCUUGGUUUUCCUCUGAGAAUGGAGAAAUAUAUUAUAUAUCUGAAAUACACAACACGUACAUACAAUAUAUAUAUAUAUAUAUAUAUAUAUAUAUAUAUAUAUAUAUAUAUAUAUAUAUAUAUUACACACAAACACACACAAAUAUCACAACACCUGGAUCAGUUUCAUAGAUAUAGAUUAGUUUUUCUUUCUGUUUGUACAACCACCGAGAAGCUGCUGAUAGGGGUAAGUUUAUAAACGAGUUUUUUAGUCCGUGCUAAACAGAAUAAUAAUAAUAUAAUAAUAGACAUUAGGCAGAAAAAAAUAAAAAUAAAAAACUUUUCGACUCACGUAGAUAGUGGUGCUUAAGUUAUGAAACGUAUUCUGCACUACGGUUUAAAAAUAAAAAAACAAAAAAAAACAAAAAUUGGUUCGAAUUUCAUAAAAAUUUUUUGAUAAAAACUUUUUUGAGAAUCGGGUUUUGAAUUUUAUAAGACUUGUUUUUAUUAAGUUUUAAAUGAAUCUGUAAGGACUAAAUUUGUUUUUUUUAAUAGUUGUAACAAUAAGACCUGUUUGUUUAUUGAUAGGAGAAUAUAUCUAUGGAAGAAAUAUUAUUAAUUAAUGUGUAAAUAGUUUUUAUCUGAGCUGCUUUGCACCAUUGACGCCAUUUUGUCUGAAUGGCAAGCAUCAUAUCAUUACAAUAAAUGUUAUUAUAAUAAGCAUAUAUUAUAUAUAUAAAGAUUUAAAAAAAACAAAACAAGGAACCUUAAGUGCAUUCUUUCUCAACUUUUAAACCUUUUAAAACAAAAUAAUAUUGUCAUGUCAUCAUCCUAUAAGAUAUUUUUUAACAAAUAAAAAAAAUAACUCUAUAUGACCUCAUCUGUCAUUUCCUCAUGUCUCACUCGCGUCACUCAUGUCCUCUUGAAUCAUUUGUCAUUUCUCUAUGCCUGUGUCUUGUCUUUUCGUAUUUCUUCGGUCUGUUUUUCGUCUUUCAUUAUUUCUACGUUCUUCUUUCUUGGUAUUGGGUUCACAUGAACGUACGAACGUGUGCAUAUAUACAAGGUAUUUCAUACAUUGAGUAUAAAUAUGUGUAUAUAUGCACAGACACUGAUGUAUAUUAACGGCAAACUCUUGCGAGUUAUACUGAAAUAGACACUACCCUAUAUACGAUUACAAUACGUACGGUAUUUCAUAUAGAGUACGGUACAUUAUUAAAUCGAACCAUAUAUAAAAUUUUAUGUAAAUUGUUACCGGAACAUUUAAUUCACAGUAACAAAGGGAAGUGUUCCAAACACCAUUUCGUAAUUGACGACCACUUUGAUUCGUACCUCUGAAAGUUCGCAAGUAGGGGAGUAGCGUCUAUACUAUAUAUAUAUAUAUAUACAUCAAGCGCGUGUAUCAAUACGACGUGUGUAUUCCUGCCAUUCACACUUCAAUUCCUUCCUUUUUCGCACUGAAAAAAAAUUUCAAAUUUCAAUCCAAAGUCUUCUUCAUCAAGCUUUUAACGGAUCGGAUGAACUGAUAUCUGUCACUAUGGUUUGUUUACAAAAAAUUUUUUAAUAAUCCAUUUAUAAUUAUACAGAUUCAGUCUGGUAUUAGUCUAUGAUGCAUCUGCAUGUAUGAUGAUGAUGAUGAUGUUGUUCAAUACAUACACACACACAUACAUGCGUAUGCAUUACCCAAGUCUAGGAAACCAAAAUGUAGCAUUCUGCAUUAUUGAUCCACCGUGUAUUUGCUUCCAUGUUCCCUUAGUCUUGUUCUAAAAAAAAACUGCUUGUACAUAAUUUGUAAAACGCCCAAAUAGCUGAGAGAGAGAGAGAGAGAGAGAGGUGAUGCAGAAUGCUGGAUGAAUUAUGAAAAAAACAAAAAAACAAAACAGGCCUUUUUAUGCUUCUUAUAAAAAUUUUCAUUAAAAUCAAAUUAAUCCAAUGCUUAUAUCCUGUGCUCCCUUUACUGAAUGUAAUAAUGUUAAACCCUUUUAAUCUUAUUAAUAGAGAGUAGUACGUUGUGUAUUUUAAAGGUACUUUAAAAUCAUCCUAAAAAAAAAAACAAUUUUAUUCGUUGUAUACUUAAAGGUGACGUCAUCGGGGCCUGGAGUAGAUGCGCAUGCGCUGUAGUAAGUCAUGUUGCAGUUCACACUUUUUUGCGAUAACUCAAAGCCUUAUAGCAAUACUGCAUAGCGGUCACUUUGCCCCGAUGGCGUCACUCUUUCUGCUCUCACAUAAUGUUUACUCAAAUUUGCUUUUCUUUUUUUUUUCUUUUUUUUACUCCUGUUUGAUUCAUAGAAUAUAUAUAUAUAUCUAUUGCGACUGUAUAUCAAAGUGUUUCAAUAAACUCUUUCAGUGUAA
Molecule: messenger RNA, 8644 nt
Organism: Macrobrachium nipponense
Lineage: Eukaryota; Metazoa; Arthropoda; Malacostraca; Decapoda; Palaemonidae
Product: KH domain-containing, RNA-binding, signal transduction-associated protein 2-like
Exons: 11
Coding region: 690-2042 (450 amino acids)
Biological process (GO): regulation of alternative mRNA splicing, via spliceosome
Cellular component (GO): nucleus
Molecular function (GO): mRNA binding
Source: RefSeq, a predicted model, not a curated record